Molecule: messenger RNA, 2132 nt
Organism: Ruditapes philippinarum (Manila clam)
Lineage: Eukaryota; Metazoa; Mollusca; Bivalvia; Venerida; Veneridae
Exons: 2
Coding region: 1536-2087 (183 amino acids)
Source: RefSeq, a predicted model, not a curated record
ACUAAGAAAUAUAUACCCCAUAUGAUGGUCCAUGAGGUACAGAUAAAUUUUAAUUUCGAUGGUAUCACUUUGUGACAUAUUUUUGUAAUGUAUGAUAACGUUAUGUAGUUUGCCAGUAAUAAAACCAAAUUGCACUAAUUCAAAACAUCCAUACGACUGCACGCCUGAUCAAAUCUAAUUUACUAAGAAAAAUAUAGUCCAUAAAAUAUUGCAUUAGGUACAUCUUCAUCUUAAUGUGGAUAGUUAUCGAAAUAAAAGUCAUCAUUGUUUUACUAGAUUUUAGUUACUAUAGUAUUGUUAAUGAUAGGAAUGUAUAUAUUUAAAAAAAGUUUUAGUACCUCUGAAGUGUUUGUUUCAUUCAAUUUAAGUUCAAUCUAUAUACAAAUAUUUCAGUAACCAUUUGAUCAAAGUAAGCAGUAUUCCUGUUAAGGAUUUCAUAUUGGUAAGUGUUUAAUUUCCGAUCCUUAAAGAUCGUUCAGCUGUGCGUGUGGUAUUCUUAGUUCUUUCUAUUCGACUAUUUUCUAGUUGGGUGGUUCCAGUAUUUCCCACUUGAAUACUUUUUAAUCAUCUUUAUAAGGAUAUGUGGCCUGCUUUUUUUAAUUGUUUUUGACAGCUUAUCUGUGAUAUGCAGGCAUCAUAACCUCUGAUUCCCUUUCAAAAUUCCAUGUUAUUUAGUUCCGCAGACUGUUUUUCGUUUAACACACACACAUUCUUUAACUUUGGGGCAAUACGUCGCUUUAUAUGGAAUGGCACUAAUGUGGCACAUUGAAGGUUCCAUGAUGACUGCCGCAUGAAAACAUCUGGGGAUGUUUCAAAAUUCCAAGUUUUACCAUUUCAUGUUGAAUACUGCUUAAACCGAUGCUGGAGGCGUGGACGGUAAUUAGCAUUUCCCAGUACCGUCCAUGAACAGGCUCAAUCAAACCGAGUCCGCAACAUUAUCAAUUUUUUCGUUUUGUGCGUUCUUUAGGGAUUCUUUAUUUCUUCCUAUUUUAUUUCUACUUUAAUUCUUUCUAUGCAUGUAUAACUUCUUGGUGUGAAUUAGGAGAUAACAAAAUGCAAUGUGGACCAUAUUCCCGGUUUGACAUUUAUAAUUCAUGACCAAUAUUUUGGACGCUUAUUACUCAGGUGAUAACAAAGUAAGUAAUCUAGAUUGAUGCGAUGCAUUUAUUGAUAACUAUAUUUAAUUAUUUCAAUGUUGACUAUCGGGAUGUAAUAUUUACUUUUUUAUUUGGUGGUUUUUAUAUUUAAUUAUUUUUAUUAAGUUUAUGUAUUAAGAAUAAAAACUGACACUAUUGGAGAUAUGUUGAUUUAUCUUAUUUAUAUUGGCUGUAUAUUGUCUUCGUCUAGAUUAGAUAUAAUACGAAACUUAGAUGGGAUAGCUUUAUAAUAACGGGCGUCAAGCUUAUACCUACAAUAACAUUUUAAAUUGGUUACAUCAAUUGACCACCGGGGUAAAUUGUGAUUAAGAUUUUAAAAGCAUUGCACUAAUUUCACAUGAUUUUUUUCUUUCAGUAAAUAACGAACAGACGGACACAAUGUUGGGAAGUUUUUUACAGACGUUUAUAGCAUUUUUCUUGUUUACACUAGAGUGCUUUCAUAUAUGGGGUCACACACUGAUUUUGUUUCGAGUGCGGUUACCUCCGCGGGAGGAUUUGGUCCGAAUUAGGUACUACUUCUUGGUCGAGGUUCUCACAAUGUUUUCAUCAUCAAUGCUGUUUACGGGGAAGCUAAAAUGGCUAGCUGCUUGUCAUGUCAUUACGCAUGCAUUCUACUUCAUCUUCUGGGAGAAGAAUUGGGUGGCUAGAAAGAUUGUUACAUGGAGCUCAUUAGACUGGUUUAAAAGCGACCUCAGAACACGUUGGGAAUUCGACUCAAUUUUUGGUGUUACUUUGGAUAGUGUGGUCCAUAUAAGUAUGGCGUACUAUUUGGGGCAAUACCUGGAUGUUGCAGAAGUAAUAGUUUCCUUGUCGAUCGUACACGUGGGCGUACUCGUGUUGCUGUUCAGAUCUUAUUCUUCUUGGGCCUCUCCAGGGAAGGAACCUGCCUGGAUUGAAAACAGAAUUCACCCGGAGAUAAUUAAAUUUUAAUAAGGAAUAUUAAAAGCAACUUUAUUUUCCACAAACCUCAACACC